CCCAGCAUUAUCCGCAGGGUUGUCUUUAGAUUUUCGCAUUAUUUUUCCUCGUUUCUGUUGUUAUUCUUGAAAGGCCUAUUUUUUAUUUUACAUAAAUUUUCUCAAUUGUUAAGUCCCUUACCUAAUACGCUAUAUAUUUGUGUUUCAACGAUGGAGUCCAAAUUAAAUGAUCUGUGCAUUCAGUUUUACGAUAUUGGUGCUGUUAAAUUUGGUGACUUUAAAAUGAAAGUAGGGGUUAACUCUCCAGUGUAUUUUGAUCUUAGAAUAAUGAUUUCUUACCCUAAAAUUAUGAAAUUACUCUCAGAGCUGCUUUGGGACCAUAUUCAAGCGGAAGGCUUAAAAUGUGAUGUACUCUGUGGCGUUCCCUACACUGCUUUACCGCUGGCAACAAUAAUAGCAGUCAAUGCCGGCUUGCCAAUGCUCAUUCGUCGGAAAGAGGCAAAAGAUUACGGAACUAGGAAACUUGUUGAGGGAGUUUUCAACAAAGGCGAUCGCUGCAUCAUUAUUGAAGAUGUUGUCACAACUGGUUCAAGCAUUUUGGAAACUGUAGAGGAUUUGAAAAGAGAAGGUCUGGAGGUACGAGAUACCAUUGUAGUUCUUGACAGAGAACAAGGUGGCUCCGGGAACCUCAAGAAGCAGGGGAUUGUGAUGAAACCCCUUCUCACACUCACUAAGCUACUCAAAUGUUUGCGAGCUGCUGGCAAGAUUGAUGAUGAAACGAUAAACAAGAUCCGAACGUACAUUUCUGCCAACCAGCUUGACUCGAGAGGCGAGCCAAUCAAACAAAUCCUAGUGUCGCGGAUAGAAAUGCCGUUGUUGGAGAGAGCCGAGGCUGCUCCGUGUUCCAUCGCUGCCAGACUUCUGCGCAUCAUCAACGACAAACAGAGUCCGCUGUGUGUCGCAGUUGACGUAACAUCAUCUGCGCAACUGCUCAAGAUAGCCGAGGAGGUUGGUCCACACGCAGCUGUCGUGAAGACACAUUCUGACAUCGUAACCGACUGGACGGCAGAUGUUGGCAGUAAGCUAAGAGAACUUGCAAAGCGUUAUAACUUCCUGGUCAUGGAAGACAGAAAGUUUGCUGAUAUUGGUAACACUGUUGCGCUUCAGUAUGCAGUUAUUGCUCCGUGGGCUGACCUCGUAACCGUUCAUGGCCUUCCUGGUGACGCUGUACUAGGUGCUAUCGAGGCGGAGGCAGCGAAGUUGUCAGAGCCGAGGGGAGUGUUUCUUAUUGCCCAACUGAGUUGUGCCGGCAACCUUAUAACACCCCAAUAUACCAAGAGUGUAAUGCGCCAGGCGGGCGCCUAUCCCAAGCUGGUCGCAGGAUUGGUCGCCCAGUCAGCCGAUGUCGUCGUGUCACCAGGCCUUGUACAACUUACACCUGGAGUCUCGUUGGCUGAAGCAGCAGAUGGUUUUGGUCAGCAGUACAACUCCCCCCGAGCCGUUGUGAUGAGCAAGGGUGCGGAUCUGGCUGUGGUGGGGCGAGGAGUGGUGCGGGGCGACAACCCCGCCGCAGCUGCCCGUCAAUACCAGACUCAGCUGUGGGACGCACUGCAGGAGAGACUCAAACAGUAGACUGAGGAGACUAUCAAACAGAAGACUCUGUGAGUUCACUAUACAUUCCGUGCCAUACAUUCCAUUGACAGCGAACAACGUUGUUAGUAUAUUUAGUUAAAAAGGACUAUUUACUGUAGUUUUUAUUUUUAAGGAUACCCUGACUUUACGAUGUUGAAUGUUAUACGCUAGGUACACUGUAAUGAACAUAUGUAGCUAUAGUUGUUACCAUAGCAACCUAAAUGUUUAUUAUCAAAAUGCUGUUUACUUUUUCUAUUCUGAUUUUUAAUACAACACAGUUACUUUUAUUUCAA
Messenger RNA from Macrosteles quadrilineatus (aster leafhopper), 1865 nucleotides. Its product is annotated as uridine 5'-monophosphate synthase-like. Bases 151 to 1572 code for a protein of 473 amino acids. Gene Ontology annotation, biological process: 'de novo' pyrimidine nucleobase biosynthetic process; 'de novo' UMP biosynthetic process. NCBI's taxonomy places the organism in Eukaryota, Metazoa, Arthropoda, Insecta, Hemiptera, Cicadellidae. The record is from RefSeq and is a predicted model, not a curated record. Gene Ontology annotation, molecular function: orotate phosphoribosyltransferase activity; orotidine-5'-phosphate decarboxylase activity. The transcript has 11 exons.